Messenger RNA from Cercocebus atys (sooty mangabey), 1184 nucleotides. RefSeq names its product chromosome unknown open reading frame, human C4orf36. Bases 207 to 560 code for a protein of 117 amino acids. Lineage: Eukaryota; Metazoa; Chordata; Mammalia; Primates; Cercopithecidae. The transcript is spliced from 4 exons. The record is from RefSeq and is a predicted model, not a curated record.
CCCGCCGCGAGCGGGAAGGAGGCGUGUGCCCGCGGCGCGGCCCCGAGGCGUGUGCGCGGCCAUGUGCGGUUAGCGCGGCGCGCUCUGUCCUCCUUUUCCCGGCCGCGACCCUCUGAGCCCCUCGAGUCCGGGUAAAGUGAACAGAGUUAUCUGUGACAUUCCGUCAGGCACCUUUAUGUAAGGAAGUCGUACUGUAAUAACUCGCCAUGGCGUAUGGAUUGCCAAGAAAGAACACAGUGAAAACCAUUUUGCGGGGCAGUUGUUAUAAUGUACAGGAACCUUGGGAUCUUGCACUGCUUGCAAAGAACUGGUACACAAACCUAGCCAAUAUCAAGUUGCCUUUCUUGGAAGAAAUUUCAUUUGGUGGUUCUGUGCAGCUCACAAAAUGUAACACCGUUAAAGAUGGACUGCUCCCUUCUGCAGAAUCCAUCAAACUCGAAAGGGAGUAUGAAGUGAAGCGUCUUUGUAAACUGAAAUGUCAAGAAAAUACAUCUGAGGAAAUUAAGCUUCUCCUGAGGGAAAGGCCAGCCGGUUUGAGAAGACCUCUUCCAUCUAAAUGACAGUCAGCUCAUGACUGAAUCUGUACUCUGUCUCUUGCAUCCAAAGGGGAUGAAGGUCUCUGGACGUUUCACUGUGUAAAGUUCGGGGCAGAUAUUUGAAUGCCCACUGGUGGAUGGGCCACUGCCCACAGCUGUGGGUUAAUGGCCAGCUCUGACAGAUCUUCUGAGUCCCUGACAUACUCUUGUUCCUUGUAUCACAAGCUACAGCACUGUAAGUAGAUGAAAAUGCAUUUGGAGUUGAGUCGUUUGUGCUAUUCAUUUUAAUUUUUGUAAAAUUGAACUAAAAGAAGAGGAAAUUUCUUCAGCUGCAUUGUUUUCAAAAGACAUCUUGAAUAUGCAUCUUUGAGAUCCCAAGGAGGGACCAAAAAGAAGGCAAGAGAGAAAUUCUCUUAAAAAUGAUAAACUGAAACACUUCAUUUGGUUAAGAAAAAUAAUAGACUUCAUUUUUAGUACUUCUCUAGUUUCCAAUUUCAAUGAAACAUCAUUGAAUAUUCACAUGUGGUACUUUAAAGUAGCAAGUAGGACUUACUUUGUUUUUGUUCUCCUAGAAAAAUUGUCAGGCUGGAGGUGAUGGCUCAUGCUUAUAAUCUCAGUACUUUGGGAGGCUGAGGUGGGAGACUCGCU